AUGGCCGCUCAAAGCAGACGCGGCGGCGGCGGCGGCGGCGGCGGCGGCGCGGGGCCCGCGGGCCUCCCGGGCGGACGGACGGGCGUGCGUGCGUGCUUGCGUGCGUGCCAGAGAGUGCGGGAGGCCUCCCCGGAGGCCAUGGCUUUCGCCCAAGAGGCGGCAGCGGCGCGCGGGGAGCCCGGGCCAAUCGCCGGGCCGGUCACCGGGCCGGGCCGCCGCCGGACCAGCCAGCGGGGCUGCGGCUGUCGCGGGGGCCCGGCUUCGGCGGGCGCCGGGAGCAGCUGCCGCCUCUUCCUGGCUUUUUUCGCGCUGUCGCUGGCCCUCCACCUGCUGACGCUCUGCUGCUACCUGGAGCUGCGCUCUGAGCUGCGGCGAGAACUGGCCGCCGAGGCCCGCCGGGCCCCCGCCCCCGCCGGGCCGCCCGCCGGGCCCCCCGACGCUACCGUUGAUGCCUCGCGGGACGCCUUGGCUGCCCGCCGCCGCCGCCAGCGCGGGCAGCUGCCACCUCGAUUCCAACAGCAGAAGCAACAACUGCUGCCACCGCCCGAACCCGAGCCCAGGGACAAGCCGCUUCUCCCCGGCCCUGGAGACCCGCAGCAGUUGGCCCUGCUGAAUAUCUUCUUUCCUGAAGAAAAGCUCCCCACUGAAGAAGAAAGUCGACAUGCUCGGCGCAGCAAGAGGAGCAAAAGCAGCGAAGGAGCAGACGGUCCAGUGAAAAACAAGAAAAAGGGAAAGAAGGCCGGGCCUCCUGGGCCCAAUGGGCCCCCAGGUCCCCCUGGGCCCCCGGGCCCCCAAGGACCUCCAGGAAUUCCAGGAAUCCCUGGCAUUCCUGGGACCACAGUCAUGGGACCUCCUGGCCCUCCAGGUCCCCCUGGGCCUCAAGGCCCCCCGGGGCUGCAAGGCCCCUCAGGUGCAACUGACAAGGCUGGAACUCGAGAGAUCCAGCCAGCUGUGGUGCAUCUCCAAGGCCAAGGCUCCGCCAUCCAGGUGAAGAAUGGUGGAGUGCUCAAUGACUGGUCUCGCAUCACCAUGAACCCCAAGGUGUUUAAACUGCACCCCCGCAGCGGGGAGCUGGAGGUACUAGUGGACGGCACCUACUUCAUCUAUAGUCAGGUAGAAGUUUACUAUAUCAACUUCACGGACUUUGCCAGCUACGAGGUGGUGGUGGAUGAGAAGCCCUUCUUGCAGUGUACCCGGAGCAUUGAGACAGGCAAGACCAACUACAACACGUGCUACACAGCAGGCGUGUGCCUCCUCAGAGCCCACCAGAAGAUUGCAGUCAAGAUGGUGCACGCUGACAUCUCCAUAAACAUGAGCAAGCACAGCACGUUCUUUGGGGCCAUCCGGCUAGGCGAGGCCCCGGCCUCCUAGACUCUCCCCGGCUGGGAGGCCAGGACACCUGGGGCCACCCCACCAUUGCACUGCAUGUUCCAGCCAAGGAGAGACAGAGGAGAGAGUGAGACAGCCAGCCGCUCCUGCUCUAUUUAUUCCCUAACUAGUGGCUUUCGGGCAAUCUGAUUUGCUAGGACCUGGGGGAGCCAGUGGGUGGGGCACCGGCCUUAGGAGGGCCAGGCUGGUCUUCGCAGACUCAGUACCCCUGGGCUCAGGAUGAAGGAUCACCCACAGGUCUGUGGCCUUCAGAACCCUGACACCAUUGUGGCGGCAGGCACUUCAGGGCAAGAAUUGGCAGAGAUAGGAACCAGGGAGGGAGCUGCCAAAGAGGCCCCUAGUUCAAACUGUAACCCUCGCGGCCCUUGGGCACCGGCAUGAACAAAUAUAGCUGAGAGCACCAGUCCAUUAGCAUUCUGGGUUCUGAGCCUGCCUCCAGCACUUCCUGAGUCUCUUCCUCAGCAUCUCUGGGCCUCACCUGGGCUAGGCGACCUCCACAGCCCUUGCCAGCUCUGACUUCACCUACCUGUCUACAAGAUGAGGGUUUUGGACUAGAUGACUUUCCUCCUGCUUCUGGGUUCACCUCAAGUAGGACUUUCCCACGAUGUAGUGGGAGGGAACAAGCAGGAGGACAGAGUAGGCAUCCUGACCCUACAAGCCCACUGGGGACUCUUGGUAUGGGCAGAUGGCUGCGCUGGCUGCUCUGACAACCUGCAGACUCUGUCCUCAAGUUUGCCGUGC
This is a messenger RNA of Dromiciops gliroides (monito del monte), 2130 nucleotides long. It is a transcript of the gene EDA, whose product is annotated as ectodysplasin A. Lineage: Eukaryota; Metazoa; Chordata; Mammalia; Microbiotheria; Microbiotheriidae. The coding region runs from base 1 to 1371 and encodes 456 amino acids. Gene Ontology annotation, molecular function: tumor necrosis factor receptor binding; death receptor agonist activity; death receptor binding. The transcript has 9 exons. Gene Ontology annotation, biological process: immune response; animal organ development. The record is from RefSeq and is a predicted model, not a curated record. Gene Ontology annotation, cellular component: membrane.